Molecule: messenger RNA, 4999 nt
Organism: Puntigrus tetrazona (Sumatra barb)
Lineage: Eukaryota; Metazoa; Chordata; Actinopteri; Cypriniformes; Cyprinidae
Gene: plrdgb
Product: PITP-less RdgB-like protein
Exons: 20
Coding region: 346-3192 (948 amino acids)
Biological process (GO): phospholipid transport
Cellular component (GO): cytoplasm
Molecular function (GO): phosphatidylcholine binding; metal ion binding; phosphatidylinositol transfer activity
Source: RefSeq, a predicted model, not a curated record
CACAUACCUUCUCAGCAUUAUUCAUCAUGCUCGUCAUAGUGCUGAAGCUCGUGUAUGCUCGUCAGAGAUGCGUUCUUGUGACAGGAUAGGCUACUUUCCGAUUGAUGCGUCAUAGUAGUUCUCAGCCUUAUCACUUUUGGCGCGAUGAUUCCGGAGAUUUAAUUCUGACAUCGACUACUAAUAUAACUGUCCAUAUAUUAGAACAGUGGGCUGCAUUUAAAUGCCAUCUGUUCGGCGUAGCUGUUAACUAAUGCUAGGUCACCUGUGCCAAAUAUGCGUAGACAGCCGGUUUGAGAAAGAGAAAUCGAAUCAACACUACCGCAGACAGUUACAUAUACGGAUAGGAUGGCAAAAGAGACGCGAGUGCCCUCAUGGAAACAUAGCGCCUCCCACUGGAGACUCCAGAACAUCACCCAGGAGUCUGUUGAAAGCUCUGAUGAAGAGUUUUUUGAUGCUCGGGAUGUUAUGGAAGGGAAGACAGCUUUACUUCUGGAAAUGAGUAAGUGGAACUCUAAUGACCUGGUGGAGCAGAUUGAAACACUGGGACACCUGGAGCACUCAAGAGAGAGCCUGUACAGGCUGCGACACCCUCGAUGUGCGCCACAGAGCAGUGUGGAUGGAUUGGAAGAGAUGGAGAGGAAGUGCAGGACAAAAUUGCUUAUCCUGGUGAUUCAUGGAGGUCAUAUAUUGGAUUCCGGAGGUGGUGACCCUGGAGGAAAGGCUGGUGACACUGCCACUUUGGCGUCCGUUUUGGAGCGCGUGGCUCGGGCACACUUCCAGGCAGCAGCGGACAGCAUGCUGAUCAGACUGGUGCCCUGCCCACCUGUGUGUGCUGAUGCCUUCUCUUUGGUCUCAAAUUUGAAUCCAUACAGCUAUGAUGAAACCUGCAUGUCUAGCAGUGUGGAUCACCUGCCACUGGCUUCCCUUCCCAUCCUGGCUAUAGCUGCCCCUCAUUACCAGAAUGCUGUGGCAACAGUCGUUGCUGAGGCCAAUCAAGUUUACGAAAAAUUCCUUCAUUCAGCAGAAGGUGUAGGAUUCACAGGACAGGUGUGCCUGGUAGCAGAUUGUGUUGGUGGGGUUCUUUGUUUUGAUGCCUUGUGUUUCGGUGGUGACAAGGAACACAGAAGCCCUGAGGGUGGCAGCACGAACAACAGUACAGAGAGUCUAAAGGAAAGGCAAGGCGUGGUAAGCUCUCUGAGCCCCACUCUCCAAGGUAGCAAGCGCCUGAGUAAAAGCAACAUUGAUGUGUCAAUCCCAUGUGAUGUAUUGUCUGGAGCCUGCCAUCCCCUCAUCCGUAAGCAAAGUGACUCGUGUGAUGUUGACGUGGCCAGUGGUCAGGGUAAGAUUAGAAGUCUGUCGCAGGACGACCAGUGUGGCUCCAGGCAGGCUCUCAAUCCAGGCUGCUUUGAGUUUGAAGUGUCAGACUGCUUUCUGCUGGGAUGCCCACUGGGGCUGGUGCAAGCAAUGAGGAGAACUGUUUUACCUGCCGUUGAUGUUAUUCAGCUCCAGCCAGCUUGUUCUCAGAUUUUUAAUCUGUUCUACCCAUCUGACCCUUCUGCUUCACGUCUGGAACCUUUACUGCAUCCAGCUUUCACACAACUUCCCCCCUUUCCCAUUCCUCGUUACCAGCGGUACCCUCUGGGUGAUGGAAGCUCCAAUCUCAUGGUGGACACUGUGCUCAGACGCUUCUCAGACAGCAGUGUUUCUGUAGAUGGAUUGCCAGAGCAGUGCUGCAGAGGAAGCGUGUCCUGCAGGGGCAGCGAUCGAGUUGUUCCACUUGGCCCUGCCCACUCGGAUGCUGAGGAGUCUGAAACUACCCCUAGCGGGCCUGUUAGCAUCUCACACAUAUGUAGCAGGUGGUGGGGGUUGAAGCGGUUAGAUUAUGUGCUGUACUGUCCAGAUGUGCUCACCACCUUUCCCACUAUAGCACUGCCUCACCUUUUUCACGCAUCGUACUGGGAGUCCACGGAUGCUGUGGCUUUUAUUCUUAGACAAGUAAUGCGAUGUGACUGUCUGAAGACUGGGGAAGGUGAUUGUUUGGAUGCUAUUCCCAUUUCUCCAUCAAGCCCCCGUGAGAAGUGGCUUCACAGACGAACACAUGUAAAACUACGAAAUGUAACGGCAAAUCACAGAGUUCAUGAUGUCAUCGUAACAGAAGAUGGCCCACAGACACUGGUGGGGCGGUUUAUGUAUGGCCCUCUUGACAUGGUGACCCUAACAGGAGAGAAGGUGGAUGUGUUUUUAAAGAACCAGCCUGCUUCUGGUCGUUGGUUUCUGUUUGACACUGUGGUGACCAGCAGCAGCGGACGGGUGUCCUACACCAUCCCCAGUAACAAAAGACUUGGGGUGGGUAUCUACCCCAUUAAAAUGGUGGUCAGGGGUGAUCAGACAAGUGCAGAGGCAUUCCUUACAGUGUUGCCACAGGGAAUGGAGUGUGUGGUGUUUAGUAUUGAUGGCUCCUUUGCUGCCAGUGUCUCCCUUAUGGGCAGUGAUCCCAAAGUUCGCCCUGGAGCUGUGGAUGUGGUCAGACACUGGCAGGAUCUUGGGUAUCUGAUCAUCUACAUUACUGGUCGUCCUGACAUGCAGAAACAGAGGGUUGUGUCUUGGCUCUCUCAGCACAACUUCCCUCUGGGCAUGGUUUUCUUCUCAGAAGGACUUGUCCAUGACCCCUUGCGUCAAAAAACCAUUUUUCUGAAGAGUCUAGUAAAAGAGUGUCACAUUAAGAUCAGUGCAGCGUAUGGCUCUAUGAAGGACAUGUCUGUGUACAGCACAUUGGGACUGGCACCUAAUCAGAUGUACAUUGUAGGCAGGCCAUCCAAGAAACAUCAGCAUCAGUGCCAGUUUCUGAGCGAAGGCUAUGCAGCUCACCUCUCCAUUCUUGAGUUUGAGCAUGGCUCACGCUCCAAAAAAAACCGAAUGGUGCUUCGUCAGGGAUCUUUUGGCCUUUCUUCCAAAACAGACUUCCUAUCUCCAUCCCCGGACUUCCUAUCCUGCAAGCGUACUCCACUGCUGUGUCGAGCAAUGUCUGUUCAGCAGCCAUCACCGCCUUCAUCAUCUGCCUCCACUCCCAAACCUGAGCGUGCUCAGAGCCAGCCUGAAUCUCAUAAAGACGGACCAGAGAUUCGCAUCCAGACUGAUGAUCAAGAUGAAGAGGAAGAAGAGGAAGGGAGAAUACAGGAUGUUGUACUGUAAAGGAACUCCAUGAGUUGUGAAGAAAUGCACACACAGAAGAAGUCAAUUUUCAAACACAUUCCAAUCUCCCUUAUCAAACCAGAAGACCUUUUGUUCAUAUGAUCAAACUCAAUAGAUGGGGUCCACGGUAGACAAGACCACAAGGCCACAAGGACUUGCACAUUACCUCCAAAACAAAACAUAACCCUGGUCCAAGACCAGCAACAUUAAAGACUGGACUGAAAUUAACAACACCCUGUGACUCUUAUAGAUGUCAUAAUCGAGACGUCCUCCUUUGACAGGCGACUCAUUUCAUGUGUGGUGAAGGUUUGUCAGACUCCUGUAAUGGUAUUUUAUUUUAUUAGUUUUUUGAAUUUGUGCCUGCAUGUUUUGCUGAACCCAGAUUCUUUUUGGCAAAAUGUUGCUACAUACCCAUUCAUUAUAUAAGUACUAUAGCUCCAGUGUCUUCUAGGGUGCCGUAUGUAGAUUAUAGAUUAUGUACUGACAGUCUUUAAACAUGUUCUUCUGUGAUUUUACAUCUGUGGCAUUUUCAGAGAAUAUGUUCUGUGAAUAUGAUUGUAUUGCACAAAAACUGUAUAUAAUUGUAUACAUGUUUUCUUAGUGAUAUUAGAUGUUAUAAAACUAUGCUUAUAUGGUGAAAUGUGCUAUUUCAGAGCAUAAAGCAUUUAUUUUACUCAUUUUAAGAACAACAAUUCCCAAGGAGUACACAAAUUAACAGAAUCAAGGGAACUUCUUUAUUAAUAAAGCAGAGAUUUUAAUAUAUUAAAUAAAUAUAUGUAAAGAGCUUAAGGCUUUUAUAGUACCCACCUAAGGAUUAUUAGGAUAUGGCAACAUUUAAAAAAAAAAAAAAAUCUAAAUAUUGACAAAAUCUCAAUUGAAGUUGCCAAAUGAAGUUCUUAGCUAUGCAAAUUACUUUUGGCAUACUUAUGACUGGUUUUGUGGUUUAGGGUUACUAAUGUCUAAACAUUUACUUUAAUUGUUUUACUUUUUUUUUGUAAAAGUCUUGUUUUAUGACACACAUAAUUUAUCAAAAUGAAGUCAAAAAAUAAUUUAUCAAAAUGAAUAAAAUAAGAAUGAAUAUGUUGUGUUAAAUAAUUUCAUUAGAUUCACAAACAAGUUUUCAGUAUUGGUUCUUGUUUUAAGCAUAUAGAAUAACUAGCUUUAUUCAAUAACUUAAUUUUUCUUUCAUCAACAUGUUGAACCUGCAUGACCAACUGAAGAAAAAAAACUCAUCUCCUUGAUUCCUAUUAAAAUGACUUUGUCUUUGUUAAUUUUUUAUUACAAUUAUUAUGGCUGGUCCUGUAUCAUUAAAAAAAAACAACUUUUCAUUUAAAUGUAAACAAAAUUCAAUAUUUUUAUUAAGUAUAAAAAAAGCAAACAAUUCCGCUGUUUUUGUCCUUUUCUAAACAAUUCACAUGCAUGAUGCAAAGCAAUACAUGUAAACAUUGUAAGUUUGAAACAAGCUCAAAUGCAUAUGACAGUUUUUUAGACAAACUCUCACAUUUGGUAAUGUUCACAUAUGGAUCACACUAUACUAUAAGUACAAUUGAUGACUAUAGUGUCUUAAUAUUUAAAUGGUGAAUUUGUGAAAAUAUGGCAUACUCAGCAUUUAGUUCUCCCUUAACACAAAUAAGAGUAAAUACAGUUUACAGUAAACUCCAUAAAGUACCAAAGUAGUAAAAUACUGCUAAUAAACUUCAACUAAAUAGGUUAGAUAGUUAAUAAGCAUAAUAAUAUUAGUAACAUAUACCACAGUCAGUAUCUAUGUCAGUGUAGUGUUGGAUGGAUAUUAAAAAAAUAAAAACUC